Messenger RNA from Aspergillus wentii DTO 134E9, 1458 nucleotides. Its product is annotated as eukaryotic translation initiation factor 4E. Gene Ontology annotation, biological process: translational initiation. Lineage: Eukaryota; Fungi; Ascomycota; Eurotiomycetes; Eurotiales; Aspergillaceae. The record is from RefSeq and is a predicted model, not a curated record. The coding region runs from base 162 to 1163 and encodes 333 amino acids. The transcript has 3 exons. Gene Ontology annotation, molecular function: RNA 7-methylguanosine cap binding; translation initiation factor activity. Gene Ontology annotation, cellular component: eukaryotic translation initiation factor 4F complex; cytoplasm.
UUUCAUCUUUAAUUUUUUUUUUUCCUUUUUGCCCCCCCGGAUACCCUGUCUUUUACUUUUUCUAACCCGUCCACUAUCUUGAAUUGCUCCUCGUGCACAUCACACGCCGCCUGGUUUUUGAUUCCUACCUGAUGACCGCUCUUUUUUGAGCAGUCUCGUCAAUGGAUAACGCAAAUUUGUGGACUCGCAGAGCCAAUUCCUCCAAGUUGUCUCUGUCCAUGACCGGGCCCGACGGCAAAGAGGGUGGCGCCAGAGUCGAACUUCCCCGCAGUCAAACAUCGAAGCGUUUCGGUCCUGAUAGCUCCCACGGUCGCUCGAAUCCUUUUAACGCAAUAUCCCCUCUCUCCAGCGGCGUGGCCUCACCGUCCACCCACGCUUCCUCCGCAUUCGGGCUGGGAUCGGGCGCAUUUGCGUCCUUUGGUACCCCCAAGACCCCCGGCGAAAAACGUGAGCCGGACCAGGACUUAUCGUCAUCGACUGAGGGUCUGAAGACCAAGGGCUUUGGUGCUCCCGCUCCUGGUUAUAGAGAACAUUCCCUAAAGUCCACUUGGGUGAUCUGGUACCGCCCACCGACACCGAAAUACUCCGACUACGAAAAGUCCACCAUCGCCCUUGCAUCCAUAUCCUCAGUAGAGAGUUUCUGGUCUAUAUACUCCCACCUUAAGAGACCCUCUCUCCUCCCUACCGUCUCAGACUAUCAUAUUUUUAAGAAAGGCAUCCGUCCCGUAUGGGAAGAUGAAGCGAAUAAGAGAGGUGGAAAGUGGGUCGUUCGGUUGAAGAAGGGAGUGGCCGACCGGUACUGGGAGGACCUCCUCCUGGCCAUGGUGGGCGAUCAGUUUGCAGAGGCGGGUGAUGAGGUGUGUGGUGCCGUUCUGAGCGUACGGAGCGGGGAAGAUGUGUUGAGUGUCUGGACCCGGAUUGACGGAGGGCGAAACAUCAAGAUCAGGGAAACGAUCAAACGGUUGCUCGCCUUUCCGGCCGACACCAACAUAGUAUGGAAGAGCCAUGAUGACAGCAUUGCUCAACGAUCUGCCAUCGAUCAAGCCCGACAGGAGAAGGCCGCUGGAAAUGCUGGUCAUCACCACCACCUUGGAGCAGAUCGACGAAGAGCUACGGGCAAUGACGACACUACGGGAGAUAAAGGAAAAUCGGCGGCGUCUUGACAUGCUUUAUCUGAGCCUGGUUACGACCCUGUAUAGUAAAGAAAACGAAAAAAUCUUGGGACGUGUUUUUGGGACUGGGGCAUUGGGGCGAACUAUCAUGCAUCUGGUUUUUGAUCUUCUUUCCUGUUUUAUUUCCUCAGUUUCAUGCGAGAUGUUACUAUGCAAGAAAAAGGAGCCUUUGGGGGAUGUAGCGUCACGCAUUCGGGUUAGGUUUCUUUGCCAUGCUGUAUCUAUCCGAACCAGGACUUUGUUGCGUUAAAGUCUUUUCUUUUUUUAAUAUGACACUGGUUCCACG